This is a messenger RNA of Arachis stenosperma, 2408 nucleotides long. RefSeq lists its product as uncharacterized. NCBI's taxonomy places the organism in Eukaryota, Viridiplantae, Streptophyta, Magnoliopsida, Fabales, Fabaceae. The transcript is spliced from 15 exons. Bases 93 to 2408 code for a protein of 771 amino acids. The record is from RefSeq and is a predicted model, not a curated record.
UCCUUUACAGCUGAAAUAAUUGUAUUGAGAAGCUAAGGGAUGAUCGUUCUGGAAUUGGGUGUUAUUGUGGAUCAUUGUGCUUCUAGAUACAUAUGUUGCGGAGAAUAGGAUGGUUUGUGAGUCUGAAUCAAAGGCUUUUGGCAGCAAAAAGGUCGCAGAAUGUGGAGCAACCCGGCACCCCUGCAAGACCAAUUCAGAAGCAGCUCAAUGCUGCUCAUGAAAUUGCCAUUUACAUUCACAGGUUUCAUAAUCUCGACCUUUUUGAAGAAGGAUGGUACAAAAUCAAAAUUACCAUGAGAUGGGAGGAUGGUGAAGACUCCUAUCCUGGGAUUCCUGCAAGGGUUGUACAAUAUGAAGCUCCUGAAGUGGGUGCUAACAGUUCAUCUAGAGUUUGGAUGAUUGAUGAUACAGACCAUAGUUUUUCAACACCGCCAUUUCAAAUAACAUAUGCAAGGCAGGAUGUAUUCCUUUCUAUCAUGAUCUCAUUCUAUGUAUCAUUCCGUGGAUAUGAGGAGAAAACUUCUGCUGUUAUAUUGAAAUUUGAACUCGUGCACUCUCCAACACCUGAAUUUCGGACUGGGUUGCUGGAUUCUUGUGGUUCAGUUCAUGAGUACAGAAUUCCCCCAAAAGCUCUUCUGGGAUCACAUUCAUAUUGUCCUGUUUAUUUUGAUUCUUUCCAUGCUGUCCUUGUUGAUACAAGUGUUCAUAUCACUUUACUAAAACCUAGUUAUCGAACAACCCGACAGAAGUUUAAUUAUAGCAGUGCUUCUCAGACAUCUGAAGACACUUAUGAUGAAGAUUAUGUUAGAUCAAACACGGUUGUGCUUAUCAAAUCAAUGAUGGCUGCCCAUGAUUUCCUUCUUGAAGACCUGAGAAGAAUAAGCAAAGGAAUCAACCAAGAUAUUGAUUUGAAUGGAAUUACUUUGAAAAAAGAUAUUGUUGAGGGUAGAUUGUCACCUCAAUCUUCAAUGAAGCCAAAAGUUGAUGCUGAGAAAGCCGAUAAUGAUACGAGCCGUCUUAACGAGGAAUCAAUUCAACAUUUUUCAUGGGAAGAUAUGUUAAACUCUUUCCAGUCUAUGGGGAGUCAACUCUUAAAUAUCUGGAAUGCAUUUCUCAGCUUUCACAGGGAAAAUAAAACAAAGAUACUGGAGUUUCUGUUUAACUCAUGGGCUAAUGAUCGAAAAACUGAAUGUUCAAUAUGGAUGGUGUACUCAAAGGUUGAGAUGCCUCAUCAGUACAUGAAUAAUGAUGUUGAGGGAACUUCACGUUUCUAUGGAUUACUAAGAAGAUCACUAAGUACAAGGAGGUUAUCAGAUGAUCCUGUUCAGACAUCAAUAAUGCGAGCUGAACUCCAUAGACAAGGUAUAGCACAAAUGAGGAUUAACAGCCGGUCACUUCAAGACAUGUUCAUGUUCGGAGAUCCUUCGCAAGUUCCUAUUGUUAUUGUAGAGCGCUUAGCAAACAUCACAAGGUCUGUGAGUGUGAAUUCUUAUCUCACUCCUUUGGACGUGGAAAAUGGAUCUACAACAUGCGAGUUGUCUCAGAGUAACCUGUUUCAAAAUGAGGAUGUUCUGAGAGUAGUUGUUUUUGUUCAUGGCUUUCAGGGACAUCAUUUGGAUUUACGGCUUGUUCGGAAUCAAUGGGUUAUAAUAGACCCCAAAGUAAAGUUUCUUAUGUCAGAAGCAAAUGAAGACAAUACAUCUGGUGACAUAAGAGAAAUGGGAUCACGACUCGCCAAGGAAGUCGACAAAUACUUGAAGAGGAAAAUCAUCAAAGCUUCAAGAAAUGGACGCUUAAAGGACAUCCAUCUUAGCUUUGUUGGCCAUUCUAUGGGGAAUCUCAUUAUUAGAACUGCUUUAACAGAAAGCAUCAUGGAGCCAUAUACAAGAUACUUGUAUACAUAUGUUUCUAUGUCUGGUCCGCACUUGGGUUAUAUGUAUAGUUCGAACCCUAUAUUCAAUUCCGGGUUGUGGCUCUUGAAGAAGAUGACAGACAUGCAAUGCAUGCAUCAACUAACUUUCUCAGAUGAUAAUGAUCUUGAGAAUACCUUCAUCUACAAUCUUUCCAAGAAGAUGACAUUGAUAAACUUCAGGAAUGUGAUUCUUCUAGCCUCACCUCAGGAUGGUUAUGUUCCAUAUCAUUCUGCCAGAAUAGAAUCGUGUCCAGGAGCUUCUUUGGAUUCCUCCAAACAAGGAAAAGUCUUUCUCCAGAUGUUAAAUAACUGCUUGGACCAACUCCGAACUCACUCUGACCGUCGUGUGGUCAUGCGUUUCGACAUCAACUUUGACACCUCAUCCUAUGGAAGGAAUUUGAAUUCAUUCCUCGGACGAGCUGCUCAUAUCGACUUCUUGGAGCGUGACAUCUUUAUCAAGUUCAUAAUGUGGUCUUUCCCAGAGAUCUUUAGUUAG